Messenger RNA from Colletotrichum siamense, 750 nucleotides. RefSeq lists its product as uncharacterized. NCBI's taxonomy places the organism in Eukaryota, Fungi, Ascomycota, Sordariomycetes, Glomerellales, Glomerellaceae. The transcript has a single exon. The coding region runs from base 1 to 750 and encodes 249 amino acids. The record is from RefSeq and is a predicted model, not a curated record.
AUGAACAUUCCUCUGUCGGUUCUCGAACAGAUUGUAGGUCAAAGCGACCAGUUCAAGCCGUUUGAGGAGGGCGGCGGCCAACAAAUCUCGAAUGAGGCGAUUCUCAACACGAUUCAGAAGUUCGGUUUGGGAAGCGCAGCGCAGCAAAAGGUAACCUCGCCGUUCUCAUUUGAGUCUCUUGCUAUGAAACCGGCUCUGCAGCCCUCACCGUUUCCACUGGUGCCAUCCAUGUCUCCAGGAGUCGACCUUAACAAUGGCAUACCUCCGAUCAGCACUUUUAUGCCAAUGCAGACUUCGCCGCCCAGUCAUUCAAUCCAUCCCUUCAUCAAUCCAACGAUUCAUAAUCUGCCUCAUCCGGCUCCUACUUUUGGACCGCACUCUCAAGGACCCGGUCUCCCUCCGCCCAUGGCAGGAUUUGGACCACAGACAGGCGGAUUUACGGCUGGCUUCAACCGACCAUUUGUUGCUGGUUCUGACAUCGGGCCUCCUGGGUUUGGUCCUCAGACAUUCAACAACCUUGCAGCAGCACCUUCCAACAUGGCCAACAAUGGCUUUCUCAACCAACACCAAGCUGGGCAAUUCGACAACAAAUUUCUACGCCCGCAGAAGCCUCGCAUCCCUGAUGCCAUGGCUCAGCAGAAGUAUGAGGAGUACAUUGAGUGGAAGAAGGCAAACGAUCCUAAGUAUGCUCUCGAGUGCAAGAACCGCCAAGCCAGAAGAGCUAUUCGAAAUAACCCUGUCCCGGCUUGA